Messenger RNA from Micropterus salmoides (largemouth bass), 2859 nucleotides. Its product is annotated as tripartite motif-containing protein 16-like. Bases 110 to 1801 code for a protein of 563 amino acids. Gene Ontology annotation, molecular function: zinc ion binding; protein binding. The record is from RefSeq and is a predicted model, not a curated record. NCBI's taxonomy places the organism in Eukaryota, Metazoa, Chordata, Actinopteri, Centrarchiformes, Centrarchidae. The transcript has a single exon.
CUGAAAGGCUCCAUUCACUGCAGAAGCACAUGCUGUUUGGAUCAGAGCUCAGACUAGUUUCAUUUCUUAUAAAGUGAAACUCAAACAGUCAUCGCCAGUGAGAGGUGAAAUGGCUCAGAUAGGAAUUCAGCUGGACCAGGAAACAAUUUGCUGUUCCAUAUGUCUGGAUCUAAUGAAGUGUCCUGUGACUAUUCCCUGUGGACACAGCUACUGCAUGAACUGUAUUAAAAGCUACUGGGAUGACAAUGAUAAGGAGCAGAUCCACAGCUGCCCUCAGUGUAGGCGGACCUUCACACCGAGGCCUCUCCUGGUGAAAAACACCGUGUUAGCAGAUUUAGUGGAAGGACUGAAGACCGGACUCCAUGCUGCUCCUGCUGAUCACUUGUAUGCUGGACCUGAAGAUGUGGCCUGUGAUGUCUGCACUGGGAGAAAACUGAAAGCCUGCAAGUCCUGUCUGAUCUGUCUGGCCUCUUACUGUGAGAAACACCUCCAGCCUCACUAUGAAUCACCUACAUUUGAAAAACACAAGCUAGUGGACCCCUCCACACAGCUCCAGGAGAAUAUCUGCUCCCGCCAUGGUGAGGUGAUGAAGAUGUUCUGCCGUACUGAUCAGCAGCGUAUCUGUUAUCUCUGCCCUGUGGAUGAACAUCAAGGCCACGACACAGUCUCAGCUGCAGCAGAGAGGACUGAGAGGCAGAGAGAGCUCGAGGUGAGUCGACAAAACAUCCAGCAGAGGAUCCGGGACAGAGAGAAAGAUGUGAAGGUGCUUCAGCAGGAGGUGAAAGCUAUCAAUCACUCUGCUAAUAAAAUGGUGAAGGACACUGAGAAGAUCUUCACAAAGCUGAUCCGUACCUUCAAGAAAAGACGCUCUGAUGUGAAGCAGCAGGUCAGAUCCCAGCAGGAAACUGAAGUGAGUCGAGUCAAAGAGGUUCAGGAGAAGCUGGAGCAGGAGAUCACCGAGCUGAAGAGGAAAGACGCUGAACUGAAGCAGCUGUCACACACUGAGGAUGACAACGUGUUUCUAAACCACUACCCCUCACUGUCAGCACUCAGUGAAUCCAGAGACUCAUCCAGUUUCACUAACCGUCCUCUGCGCUACUUUGAGGAUGUGACAGCGGCUGUGUCAGAAGUCAGCGACAAACUACAGGACGUUCUGAGUGAGAAAUGGACAAACAUCUCACUAAAAGUGACUAAAGUGGAUGUUUUGCUGUCAUAUUUACAACCAGAGCCCAAGACCAGAGCUGGAUUCUUACAACAUUCAUGUGAAAUCACACUGGAUCCAGACACAGCACACACACAGCUCUUACUAUCUGAGGGGAACAGGAAAGAAACAUUAAUGAGUAAACCACUGUCUUAUUCUAGGCACCCAGAGAGAUUCCUGGCAAAUUUCCAGGUGCUGAGUAGAGAGGGUCUGACUGGACGUUGUUACUGGGAGGUGGAGUGGAGGGGGACAGCAGUUUAUGUAGCAGUCGCAUAUAAGAAUAUCAGCAGAGCAGGGAGGUUGAAUGAAUGUGGAUUUGGAUUUAAUGACAAGUCUUGGGCAUUAAGAUGUCACAAAAGAAAUUAUGAAUUUUGGUACAACAACAUCAAAACUCCCGUCUCAGGUCCCCAGUCCUCCAGAGUAGGAGUGUACCUGGAUCACAGUGCAGGUAUUCUGUCCUUCUACAGCAUCUCUGAAACCAUGACUCUCCUCCACAGAGUCCAGACCAAGUUCACUCAGCCUCUCUAUGCUGGACUUUGGAUUUUAACUUUGGGAGACACUGCUGAGUUCUGUAAACUCAACAAGACAGAAAUAAUUUAAGGGACAGUAGGUAAAUAAUUUGUUCUGUUGCUUAAACUUAUUUUUGCUGCUGAGAGCUGAUUGUUGUGGCAUUAUGAGGUAUUGAGGUAAUUUUACGUCCUCUCAUUAGUUGUUGUGUAAAUCUGAGUUUCUGUAGGUGGCGCUCCUUCCUGUGUCUGUUUAGCCAUGGAGACUAUAAUUGAAUCAUGAUGAUUUUUAAAUAGCUGAACUGACAUUUAUCUGCAUUAAAAUGUAAACUUCUCUGUGCUCUAAAUGUUUUUUGCACAAUUCUGUUGAUGUAUUUUAUGUUGUUGUUUCUCUUCUGCUGCAUGGAUCUUAAGAGAGAUAGCACCUGACCUUCCUUUAUCAUAGAUAUUUUGUUCUAUCCACUUUGUAAUAAUAAUAUAUAUUUAUAUGUAUUUGUUUAGCAGCAAAGGAAAGCACAAAUGAGGUACUACAUGGUGUUAUAAAACUGUAGUUAUCAUGAUCAUGAUCAUGGUCUUUUCUCUUACAUGACUGAGAUUCUGGUCAAAUAUUUCUGAUUAUGUGGAUGAAGUGAAUCUGUACAUGAAAUCAUUGAAUAAGAGUCAUUCAACAGAUUUUACUGAUGAGAUGUGUGAACAAACUGAAGGUUUACAUAAUGAAUGAAACAAUUUAUUCAUGACUGAACAAAGUUUCUUCUUCUUGUCUUUAUUUCAGUUUGUCAUGCAAAGCUAAUAAAGAAAAUGUAAAGCUGUUGAAGCUAAGGCAUCUUGACAGGCUAACAAGUGAAAUGUGAAAAUGCACAACACUAGAGGGCGCCUUCAUUCUGCUAACGAGGCAUGUAGUGGAUUUAAACACCUCAACUCAGUCUGUCUACAGUUUCAGUUAACAGCAUGUUUUUAGGUUAAUAAGAUAUGAGUCAUAAUAAAAAUGCAAGGUGUAAUACAUCAUGGUUUACUUGACUAUUUGAACUUAAAUCUGUGCUUAAACUACAAAUCUAACAUCCACAAGAAAGUGCCAGUCUGACAUUCACACUACUGACUUCAAGGAGAGAAGAGAGAGAUGCCCCCCCACGACCUUUUCUGACAAAUCUCUCC